Messenger RNA from Passer montanus (Eurasian tree sparrow), 3293 nucleotides. It is a transcript of the gene TMEM263, whose product is annotated as transmembrane protein 263. The transcript is spliced from 5 exons. The record is from RefSeq and is a predicted model, not a curated record. NCBI's taxonomy places the organism in Eukaryota, Metazoa, Chordata, Aves, Passeriformes, Passeridae. Bases 578 to 928 code for a protein of 116 amino acids.
ACCCCCGAGCGCCCUCCGUGCCUCGCUGCGGAUGAAGGGGAACUUCCAGGGCAGGAAGCGGGAGAGCACCCGGCGCGCCCCGGCGGAGUCGCUGGCGGGAGAGGCGGGUCGGGGAUGGGGAGCCGCCGCCACCUGCCCCCGGCGCGGGCACAGCCCCGCCGCCUUUGUGCUUCCUGCCGCGGCUCCGCGGGGCGGGAGGGCUGGGCCGGGCCGGGCGUAGCGGCUCCGCCGCGGCCUUGGCUGCCACGUCAGUGCCGCCGCCCUGCGUCGAGAUGCCGGCGGUGCCCGCGCCGGCCCGGCCGGGGUCACGGGCGGGGGUCGCUGCCGGGCCGCCUCCGCAGCCCCGCCGGGCACGCAGGUAGCUGCGGGGCCAGGACGCGGCGCGGACUGCGGGGUUCGGCCGGCCCAGGCUGUGUUCAGUUCCCUGCAUCCUGUGAGCCUGUUAUGCACAUUACUUUCAGCAACUUCUUUUGGAGGAAGUUGUAGCACAUCCUGCUGUAGGCUUGGAAGUGUCUGCAGAAUACUUUAGUGGAAACAACUAGCUAGAAGCCUUCACAAAGGAAUAUAUUUGGCAAUAAUGAAUCAAACGGACAAAAAUCAGCAGGAAGUCCCAUCAUACGUUCAUGAUGAACCACCAGAAGGAUCACUCAAAGACCACCCGCAGCAGCAGGCUGGCAUGCUUUCUCGUGUGACUGGUGGCCUCUUCAGUGUCACAAAGGGAGCUGUUGGUGCCACGAUUGGGGGCGUUGCUUGGAUCGGAGGGAAGAGCUUGGAAAUUACCAAAACAGCAGUCACAUCUGUGCCUUCCGUGGGAGUGGGUCUAGUCAAAGGAAGUGUUUCUGCUGUAGCUGGAGGCGUUACAGCUGUAGGAUCUGCUGUUGCAAGUAAAGUGCCUUUAACAGGAAAGAAAAAGGACAAGUCUGACUAAAACCAAAACUGAGACAUACUGAAUUCUCCAGAAUAUUGCAUCAGUGACAUUAAAAUCUGCUAAGAUUGGGACCAUGAGAAGCCAUGUGUCUUAGACACUUUAUCUUCUAACAAGUAACUGUGCAAGUAACUCAAUUUCAUCUGAAAAGGACAGAAGAAGCUUGGCUAGCACAGCAUAUGAGGAUUUAAUAGAGCCUAGAUUGAAGCUUUGUAUCUGGUGAAAUGUUACACUUGAUAACUAUAGAAGUGAGUGUAUCUGAAGGAAUAAUACAUAUUUGAAUAGUCAUUUACUGUACAUCUUCUGCAGUUUUGGACUAAAAUGUGAAUGUAGAAACUCGGUAGUCUCUGUGAUGCCAUUGAUACGAGAUGACAAUUAUUGUUCUCAGUGGUUUCCACACCCUCCUGCUAAGUAUCCUUCAGCUGUGUGAAAGCACUGUUGGACGUACCCAGUCUUGGUUAUGAACCUGUACUUGCAGGCAGCCUGUAAACUAUCCCUGACUGCAUUCUGCCAGUGAAGACUGGAGCAAAGAGCCUGGAGCUGUGCAGAAAUUGGAAAUGAGAAUGGGAGAUAGAAGUGAAAAAGUUUAACAAUGUGGUGGAAAGGAUCAUAAAGAGUAAAAUAACUCCUUACUAGAAGAAAAUCUCUCUUUACUAGGUGAAGCUGUGUAAAGAACUGUCCUGUUGUUUCAGUGCAGUUUACAGAAUGAGCUUUAGGCUCUUUAUAAAUCCUGAUAUCUGAAACUUUCUCAGUUUUUACUGAAAACAUGAUUGCUUCAUCUCAGGUGUAUUUAAUAAGAUGCAUCUAUCUCCUGCAAGUGAGAACUUGCUUCAAAUAAACUUCUUAUAGACACUAGAAAAAAUGACAGCCUGUGGAAAAUGGGCUGAUGUUUGUGGUCAUCUAGCACAGCUGUCUAAGUUGCUAGGAAUUCUUGUGUAGCUGGAAACCACUGAAGAACUAGCAAAGCUGUUCUCUCAACUCCGUGAUACACCAGGUUAGCUUUUUGCUCUGUUUAAGCAAAUGCAAGGAAAUUUUCACUACAUUUCUUGUACUUUUCACCUUGAUUUUUGAGUGAAAUGCAAUACUUUUAUUUAAAACAAACCAAAAACAGUAGAUGAGGCCUUAAAAAAAAAAGAAGGCAACUUGAUUCAAGUAAUUUGUAUACUGACAGAUUCCAAAUGUUAACACCUCAAAUGGGAACACAUUUUGCAGCGUGUGAGGCAAAAUGCACUUGUAAUGACACAGCGUGAGGUUGCCUUAAAAUAGAAACUAUUUGUGAUCCUUUAUUUGUGUACUGAUUUUGAAAAUAAGUAAUCUCUUUUGAAGCCCAUGGGAGGCAUCUGUUCAUGGUGUGUAUGCAGUAUUUUCUAAAAACUUUUGUUUCUAUGGAGAACUUGUAUGCUUAUUUUUUCAGUGGCUGUAGUUGCACUAGGUGGUUAUCUGGGGGGGACUUUUUAAAAAUGAGAAAAACCCAAAACAUAUCACUUGUCAAACUUAUUCCUCUGUUCAUGGUUGUUGAAAGUACAUCUUGUCUCAAUUAUGGUACUGUAGUCAUGCAAUCUCUCUGAGCCAUUGGCACUCUGUGACAAUUUUAUUUUAUAUCAGAAAUCGUAUAUGUUGGAAGCAUGAUACUUGAAAGCAUGGAACUUGGGGUGGUGGGGAGAGCAAAAACCCAAAAAAAGACAUCUGCUCCUUCGGUUAGAUACACAGCUGCUUGGUUCUGAUCUGCUGCAAGGGUGUGAUGAGGUAAGUUGAUGCAACAAAUGGAAGACUUUAACCAUUUUAUAGUCAAAAGCAAGUUGCAUAGCAUAUAGUAUUGUUUAGAGGUAUCAGUUAGCUCUAGAAAUGAGCUAGCCUGGAUAUCAGAGGCAGUUUUGCUGCAGCAUGUAAUUUAGUAUGGUCUGCUCCCCUGCAAUUUCCAGUGUAGCAAUAUCCCCCAAGUGCUGCCACUGAACUCUUUAGGAGUCACCUGUUUGGAGCACAGGUGACACUCAACCAAACUCUUCCUAUUAGUUUUUCUGUAAGUGGGAAUGUUGAACUGGUCAUACCCAUUUUUUAUUAAUUUUUUUAAUUUUAAACUAUGAAACUUGCAGCAAAAUAAGUGUGGUCUGAGAUAAGCAAUGUUAGGUAUGUAAGGAGUUGCCAACACUCCAUUAUGUUUUGUUCUUAACAUAUCCUGUAGCUAUUAUUUUGAGUCUUGUAAACUGAAACUUUUACAUGGCGUAUGGAUUUAGUUUUCAAAGAGCUUUGUCCUGUAUCCUGUGUGUUUUCUAUUCACUUAUGAAACUUGCUUAAUCUUAAAAUCUUGUUCCAGUUCUGUCCUGGCACCUGUGAAACAUUAAAUUGUUGCUGUUUCAGACAUUUGAAA